AUGUCACUUUGGCUUGAAGAGGAGCUGCUACAAGCAGUGAAAGAAUCCAAUGCUACCACUGUUGCGAAUCUUCUAGCCGCAGGGGCUGAUCCUAAUGCCGGGCUCUUCAGACGUGAGCAUGUACUUUCUAUGGCCGUCUGCAACGGGAGCGAGGAGAUAUUGGACCUCCUUCUUAAGCGCGGCCCCAUCGUUUGUAUGAAGGAGUCGCACAGUGACAACCAACGAUCGCCUACUAUUUGGCAUAAGCUCCGGUGGCUAGCGUCUGCGCUGAAGGGUACGGUCGUCAGAACUGGCAUAGCCCUCCUGGCGCCUCUUGCAAUGCACAAGCUGGCCAUGUCAUUGUCUCCUGGCUUUUUGCAAAACGUCGGCCUGUACGGGAGUCGCUACUUUUGGUUCCUCAUGCACGCUUCGCGUGCCAGCCUUCUCUCGGAUGCCGAUUUACGGACUCGAUAUCUCGAUUGGUGGACUUAUACCGACACUCUUUCUCACAGGUUGAAGGAGCGCUUUGUCAGACGCCUAUUUCGCAUCCCCCUUCCAAUUCUGUCUCCCAGCUAUGUUCAGAGUUUCGCCAUGCCCCUGUUACUGCGGUUUUGUAUCGACGUGAUAGUCGUUGCAGGCCGAAGCAUCCUACAUGUUGUCAGGACUGAUGACCCGGAGCGGCAACGCUGGACAGGAAACUUGCCUCUUUCCAACUACGACGGGUGGCUAUCGCCGGCGGAGAAAGUUCUCCGCGCGGUCCUUGAGUCGGAAUCAGUUACAGAAGCUAUGGUGCUGAAGCUCCUGCAAGCAGACACACUGGCAUCGCAACCUUACGAGAGAUCCGAAGCGGCUCGCACGCUACUCGGACUCGCUGUCCGCAAGUGCUGGCCAAGAUUGACAAGAUAUCUCGUCAAUGCAGGCGUCCCUGUAGACAGAGGGCUAUCAAGCCACUCAUAUGACCUCAGAUGGCCUGCUCUGACAGAGGCGCUUGUCUACGUCUUUCGUCCGCAAGACCUGUUCAUUGUACCUCGUACAUAUUUUCAUGGUAAGCGGGUGCUGUGGUCCACUGACACAUCUCUACGACAUGGUCGAGUCAGCACAUUUGCCCAGCUCAGGCGACCAGUGAACACUCGAAAUCAAGCCGUGUCAGGAUCCACCAAUGACGUUUCUGAAGCGGCGAGCCUCAUGGAGAUGAUGGACAUUCUGCGAGAUUGCGGAGCUGAUCCUUUACUGACUGAUUCGCAAGGAAAUGAUUUCCUUAUCUAUGUAAUUCAACAGCGUUGGCCAACAGAUGCUGUCAGACACUUGCUGCAGAUAUUGAAGGACGAUCCCGACUGGAGUCCCGGAACAGCUUCGCCAGUCCUUUAUGAGGCAGUAUGUCGCCAAUCUCCCAAUCUGGAAACCAUUCGAUUGCUCCUCGAGGCAGGAAUUUCGCCAGAGUCAGAAAACCGCGAUGAAAAGACCCCUCUCCAUGCCGCAGCGUACAUGAAUGACUCCACAGAUGCUCUAGAAUUACUCCUUGACUAUGGAGCAGACCCUGAUAAUGGUGGAAAGUGCGGUUUGCCGCCAAUUCUGCGGACGCUCGACGAUUGCAGCCAUGAAAAAUUCGUCUGCUUUUUGAGAAAUGGGGCAGAUCCCAAUGCAACGAACGCUGAGGGCAAAACCGUUCUGCAGGUAGUUAUGGAAGAGGCAUCGCCGCGCGCUUUCAGAGGGCGCUUGGUGAAGUCUCUUCUAGAGUGUGAUUCUCUUGUUGUCUUCGACAUCGAAACACAAACAUCUCCCGCAUUCCUCGCUGCCGUCAGUCAACCCAAUUCGGCCGGCUGGGAUGAGAAGAUCUUAGACUUACUGUUGGAAAGGAUUCCCACAUAUGAACGGCAGAGGCUGCUCAAUAGUGCACUGCAGAUCGCCUCUGGUCGGAACUCUUGGGAACAUUGCAAUAUUUUUACCGUCUUUUAUCUGCUGCGAGUGGGCGCGGAUCCUGUUUCAGUGGCGAAUGGUUGUGAUACACUACUUCAUCGGAUAUGUGCAGCUCGUAGGCUAGAAGACCAUGAGCAUCGGGAAGAUAUGAGGGAGCUCCUAUCGCGCCAAAAUUUAGACGUCAAUGCGUCGGGGAACGACAAAAAAGUGCCGUUGCAUCACGCUGUCGAAAUGGGUAAUCGGGACCUUGUCUACCUACUCCUCGAACACAAAGCCGACCCCAAUGUGAAAGACGUGAAAGGACAGACGCCACUUCAACUUCUUUGCUCAAGUAAGUCAGAGGAGUACACGAUCUCACACAGUCAAAGCGAUGUACAAGAUGACGCGAACGACGCCCAAUAUUGUGGUGUUCGAGGGCAAGCGUCGUGGAGGUUUGUUACCAGAGAGAGAAGAUGGAACAUCAAGCGCAGUCUGGAGCAGGAAGAGAUGUUCCAGGUUCUCGUCGAGCACGGUGCAGACAUCACAGUUGCCGACAAUCGAGGACGCACUCUUCUGAUGAUGGCCUGUGAGCAGGGAAAUUCUGUAAUCGCUGCCAAUAUACUUUACCUUUACAGCCUGGGAAUUAAGUGGCUCGCGGAAAUUUUCGACGAAGCCGAGUGCACAGGGGUAACCAUUUUCCCGUUCGCUUACAGUAAUGUGCUUCAGAGACCGGGAAUGGAGCGUCUCGCAGACGCUGUCAACUGGACUGACUGCUCAGGAAAGACCGCCCUCCACUUUGCUGCUGCAAAUGGUGACAUCUACACACUCAAAACACUGCUUAAUCCGCAACAGAUCUUUCGUCCGAGGUCCAACGUGUGGAGGUCAUUGGCCGAGGCAGGAGAGAUCCACGAGAAUAAGACAAUGAACCAGAAUCUUGAGUCUCCUACAGAGCAGCAUAUGAUAGAACAAGAGAUCGAAUACCGGAGAAGUCUUCUUGGCGUCCCGUCCUUUCUCCGAAAGCACUACAUUUAUAUGGACGAGCCUAAGGAGGACAAGUUGACGAUUGGAGGUCCCCGUCGCGGGGAAAUUCAAAAUAUCUAUCUUCCCAAUGUCUCCGUAUCGGAGUGGGAAUUGGACACAGAUGAGGGGAAAACCCUUGUUCGUCUCGAAGAGCAGGUGGAUUGUAGGGGAAGAACUCCCCUACACUAUGCCGCGGAGGGCGAACAUUUGGAGGCAGUGAAGCUCCUUUUGAAGUAUGAUGGUAUCGAUGUGCAAGCGAGGGACAAUUCUGGCAGAAGAGCCAUAGAUCUGGCAUUGGAUAACAACUUCUAUGACGUUCUUAACGUGCUUCAGGAUUGA
Aspergillus thermomutatus is the source of this 3234-nucleotide messenger RNA. RefSeq lists its product as uncharacterized. NCBI's taxonomy places the organism in Eukaryota, Fungi, Ascomycota, Eurotiomycetes, Eurotiales, Aspergillaceae. The transcript has a single exon. Gene Ontology annotation, molecular function: protein binding. The record is from RefSeq and is a predicted model, not a curated record. The coding region runs from base 1 to 3234 and encodes 1077 amino acids.